CCAACAAUCUCAACAACCGGAGCCUAGCAAGCUUUCAACACGUUGGCCCGCUACGCUACUCUCGUCCUGUCCACCAACCGAAACUCACAGCUCCGAGCUCCGCCUCCGACUCCACCUCCGGCCACGGCGAGCAGUCACGCACCAUGGCGCCAACAGUAGAGAUCAGGAAUCUCACCUUCACCUAUCCGGGAAUCGACGGCAAGCCGCCGCCCGGAGCACCGCCCCUCAUCGAGGACGUCUGCUUCUCCCUCGAAGCCGGUCAGCGCUGCCUUCUCGUCGGCUCCAACGGUGCAGGUAAGACAACGAUACUGAAGAUACUAGGCGGGAAGCACAUGGUGGAUCCGAGCAUGGUUCGGGUCCUGGGAAGGUCGGCCUUCCACGACACGGCGCUUACUUCCUCCGGUGACCUCUGCUACCUUGGCGGCGAGUGGAGGCGGGAUGUUGCCUUUGCUGGCUACCAGGUGAAUAUACAGAUGGACAUUUCUGCAGAGAAGAUGCUAUUUGGUGUCACUGGCGUUGAUCCUCAGAGAAGAGAUGAGCUUAUCAAGAUUUUGGAUAUUGACCUUACCUGGCGCAUGCACAAGGCAUCAGAUGGUCAGAGGAGAAGAGUCCAGAUUUGCAUGGGACUUCUCAAGCCAUUCAAGGUUCUUCUUCUUGAUGAGAUAACAGUUGAUCUUGAUGUGUUGGCAAGAGCAAAUCUGUUGACAUAUCUAAAGAAGGAAUGUGCGGAACAAGGUGCAACAAUUAUCUAUGCCACACAUAUCUUCGAUGGCCUGGAUGAUUGGCCAACUCACAUUGUCUAUGUUGCUCAUGGGAAGUUGCAACUAGCGCUGCCAUUAGAAAAGGUGAAAGAAAUGAGCCAGUUAUCGCUCAUGAGAACAGUAGAGCGCUGGCUGAGAAAAGAGAGGGACGAAGACAGGAGGAAGAGAAAGGAGCGGAAGGAGAAAGGCCUCCCGGCAUUCGACAAGGUCAUUGAGGGGAGCAGAGUAGUGAACAACGGGUGGGCAGCAGGAAGGCUCACUUCGACGAUAGCCGGUGAAGAGAACUUUUCUCUCAGUUCAAACAGCGUUCUUCGGUAGUAUCCCCGCACUGCACUUUUCUCUCAGUUCAAACAGUCCUAUAACACCACGCUCGAGGGAUUUUGGCGGUAACAGCAACGUUCUUGCACAAAAGGAAGAAAAGAAAAUUCGAAAAAUUAUGCACACCUGCUGCAUGUAUACUACGAUGUACUCUGAAUCUAUGGUACUUGGCGAUUAUUAUUGUUUGAUACUUUUUGUGCAUAUACUAGUAUGUGUCUACUUUGGUCA
Molecule: messenger RNA, 1307 nt
Organism: Hordeum vulgare subsp. vulgare (domesticated barley)
Lineage: Eukaryota; Viridiplantae; Streptophyta; Magnoliopsida; Poales; Poaceae
Product: ABC transporter I family member 20
Exons: 7
Coding region: 144-1079 (311 amino acids)
Molecular function (GO): ATP binding; ATP hydrolysis activity
Source: RefSeq, a predicted model, not a curated record